Geodia barretti is the source of this 108-nucleotide messenger RNA. The record is from the annotation of a GenBank genome assembly. Lineage: Eukaryota; Metazoa; Porifera; Demospongiae; Tetractinellida; Geodiidae.
AUGGCAAAAGAAGCAGCUCGGAUCCGCGAUCCGCCGAUACGAAGGUGCCCCUUACCUUGGAUGAAAUUUUGUUUGGCGUUAUAUAUGGCUUCUUGCUUACCGUUGAUG